AUGAAGAAGGCAGAGGAGGCGCCAGCUGCUGCUGCUGGUGAUCUUAAGCGGAAAAGGGAGGAAGAGAAGGACAGUGACGAGGAGACCGGCUUCGAGGAGAGUGGCAGUGCUGGGGAGAUCUGUCUUGCCAAAGAGAGAGGCUAUGGCAAAGGGAAGGUGGCCAGAGAUAGGGGAGACAGUGUUGUUGUUAUUGGGAGGGGCAAUGCUGCUCAUCCUGGUGUGAGUCAGCUAGUGUCUUGGGGCAAUCUCAACGAGGUACCCACCAUCUCCCCCGCUUCGCAUUCUGAGCUCUCAAAGAGAUAUGCCAGCAUCCCGUUCAUGGCAUUCCGGAACCCCGUCAUGGGCUCCAAGGACCCACUGGAGGCUCAGCUUUCCAUAGAGGAACAAUCCCUUCUACAACAGCACAGUCACCUUGGGAUGAUUCGUCAGUGUAUUGGCGAAAGCCCGGAGUACUUCCAAGGCCGCAAAUGGUGGACCAGUGAAGUGGCUUACGGCUUGCUAAAAGCUACCAAGGAGCUGGCUCCAAGGACGAUGGGCUGGAAUGCUUGA
Cryptococcus amylolentus CBS 6039 is the source of this 549-nucleotide messenger RNA. RefSeq lists its product as hypothetical. The record is from RefSeq and is a predicted model, not a curated record. The transcript has a single exon. NCBI's taxonomy places the organism in Eukaryota, Fungi, Basidiomycota, Tremellomycetes, Tremellales, Cryptococcaceae. The coding region runs from base 1 to 549 and encodes 182 amino acids.